Messenger RNA from Letharia columbiana, 351 nucleotides. RefSeq lists its product as uncharacterized. NCBI's taxonomy places the organism in Eukaryota, Fungi, Ascomycota, Lecanoromycetes, Lecanorales, Parmeliaceae. The transcript has 4 exons. Gene Ontology annotation, biological process: termination of RNA polymerase III transcription; DNA-templated transcription. Gene Ontology annotation, cellular component: RNA polymerase III complex. The coding region runs from base 1 to 351 and encodes 116 amino acids. The record is from RefSeq and is a predicted model, not a curated record. Gene Ontology annotation, molecular function: nucleic acid binding; zinc ion binding; DNA-directed RNA polymerase activity.
AUGCUCCUCUUCUGCCCCUCCUGCGCCAACGUCCUCACCGUCUCGCGCGCGCCCUCGACCCUCUCCUUCCCCGAAGGGCAGAACCGGCUCGAAUGCCGCACCUGCCCGUACGAAUUCCUCAUCGACCAGAAAUACUACGAGCGGCGGGAGAUGAAGCGGAAGGAGGUGGAGGACGUGAUUGGGGGGAAGGAGGCGUGGGAGAAUGUGGACAAGGCGGACGCGCAAUGCCCCCGCGAAGGCUGCGACGGCUCCUCGGCCUUCUUCUACCAAGUGCAGAUACGGAGCGCGGACGAGCCCAUGACGACGUUCUACAAGUGUACGACAUGUGCGCAGAGGUGGAAGGAGAACUGA